AUGGGCUACACAGAUAGGUUUGGAGCAGUCACCGACGAAGACGAUGACGAGUCGUUAGAUUUAGAUUUCGAGAGCGACUCAGACGUAAUUGACGACCUGGACAAUCAGAGCAUCUCACCAGACCGUUCCUCUGAUGUUGACAACUCAAGCGUUACUUCUAGCUCGGGAAAUGAUGAGUUUCAGAGUUCGUAUUUGGAUUUUGAUCCCAAAACGGACAAAUUCAACUCUAGCUCAGCAGAGAGCACAUAUGACAGUGAUGGCGUACCGAAAUUGCAGUAUAAUUGUCUCACUACUGAUCAAAUAUAUGAACUAAUGGUUGCCAGACUAGAACGAAUACAGCCGAUCUUUCAGCUAUCCCAUGGAGACAUCAUAGUGAUGCUUCAGAAAUACGCCUGGAGCGAAGAAAGGUUGCUGGAAGACUGGACAGAGGAUCAAGAAAAUGUGCUUAUUACGUGCGGAUUGAAAGUUGAAAAGGAGUCUGAUGGACUUCGAGGCAUCCAAACUCACUCUGAUUUUUUGUGUCACAUAUGCUGCGAGUCGAAUAAGCAAAAAACAUUCCGAUUGGAGUGCGGUCAUGAAUACUGUGUGGAGUGCUAUGAACAUUACAUCAAGGACAAGGUACCUGAGGGCAAAAUAAUAACGUGCAUGAGCUGUCCACUGGCCUUGAAGAACUCUGACAUAGACGACAUUCUUGGUGACAGUUCGAGUCUCACGUUAAUGAAAUCUUCCAUCAAGGGUUUUAUUCAAAAACACAGUAAGAAUUACAAAUGGUGUCCGUUUGUCGAUUGCAACUGCAUUAUCCAGGUAAGCAAUAUAUCGUCGCUUGCAGAAUUCCCACGUUUACACCUUUCCCCUUAUGUGGUGUGCGAAAAUAAGCAUCGGUUUUGUUUCAAAUGUGGGCUAGAAGUGCAUUCGCCUGGUGAUUGCCAUGUAGCAGAGCAAUGGGUGAAAUUGGCACAAUUGGAGUGCGCAAAUCUCAACUGGGUUCUCAAGAAUACUAAAGAAUGCCCGAAAUGUGGUGUAAAUAUUGAAAAAAAUGGGGGUUGUAACCAUAUGACGUGUCAAAGCUGUAGUUAUCAAUUUUGCUGGAUUUGCGAGCAAUGCUGGACGGGUCAUGGUGGGGGAUUUUACGAGUGUACUCAUUUCAAGAAAGACGAUAAACAAGGAUCCGCGGACUCUAAAAACUCAUUGAGAAAGUACACAUUCUACUAUAAACUGUUCAGUGAACAUGAAAAUUCCGUGAAGUUGGAUUGGACUUUGGGCUUGACCGUUGAGCAGAAAGUGAAAGUGCUUCAAGAAAACAUGGGCAUUUCUUGGAUCGAGACCCAGUUUCUAUCAGAAAGUAUCAGAGCCCUUCUUGACGGACGAACUAUCCUGAAGUGGUCUUUUCCAGUGGUCUUUUACGCGGAUCCGUCUCAUAACCUGACGAAGAUCUUCGUCGAUAAUCAAGCUUUAUUGGUAAGCGCGGUUGAAGAAUUGUCCAAGCUUUUACAGAUCAAAGAGCCUCAAGAGAUCAUUGACAAAAAACUGGAGUUUUACAACAAGGCAAGGUUCGUGCAAAGCCGAGGUAAAGCAUUAGCUGGUUGUGGGCGAGAUCUUUUGUGCAAAGGAAUUUGCGUACCGUUUAAGUGA
Messenger RNA from Lachancea sp. 'fantastica', 1632 nucleotides. The record is from the annotation of a GenBank genome assembly. NCBI's taxonomy places the organism in Eukaryota, Fungi, Ascomycota, Saccharomycetes, Saccharomycetales, Saccharomycetaceae.